Molecule: messenger RNA, 1713 nt
Organism: Talaromyces amestolkiae
Lineage: Eukaryota; Fungi; Ascomycota; Eurotiomycetes; Eurotiales; Trichocomaceae
Exons: 6
Coding region: 1-1713 (570 amino acids)
Source: RefSeq, a predicted model, not a curated record
AUGGUGGUCCUAAGCGGCGAUGUGCUCCUCAUCAUCUUGGACUUUCUCAAAGCACAAGUCGACCACAACACACUGUUUCAAUGUGCAUUGGUAUCAAGAUGGCUCGCCGAGCCAGCCCUAGCCAUUCUUUAUCAACUAUACGACUCAUCUCCAGCAUUUGGCGGAGGUGCAGAAGAUGAGUCGUUCAGACCGCGCGCCCUUGAUUUCUCCAAGGUGCCAUCAUUGAGCACGAUACCACGAGACGCCGUAGAAUCAGCUGCGACAUUCCGUAAAUGGGUGCUCAUGUGGCGGUCAAUUAUAUUGUCGACAUCAGACGGGGAGACAUUCUUGCCCUAUUGUGAUUAUAUCAGAUAUCUGGACUUGGAUGAUUUUAGGGAACUUUUGACGCACACCGGAUUUAAGGGCCCUAUACGAGAUGAGUUCUUUGCGAGCGGAAUUGGUGAUCUCAUCUAUCAGAAUUAUGAGAGCAAGGGUCAUAAAAGACUUCGGUCCUCGAAGGGAGAUUUCACCAAUACCUCCUGGGUCAUUCAGAGAGUUGGUACAUUGAUAACUGAUAGGGCGCAUAUGAUCAAGGAACUAAGAGGCAACAUACCCGGAAUUGCCCUCAAACAAUGGGCUAUACAUUUACCCAGAUUACAGACUCUUUAUAUCUGGAAUGGGGCUUCCUUUAGUGAAAAAGCUGACGAAGAAAUCCGAGAGCAUUGCCCGGAUUUCAAAAGUCUUUCGGUUUUCAGAUGGCUGGAUCGUCAAGGUUUUCAAGCAGAUGCCGAAGCCGAGCGCGUUCUGAACAGCUUACGUCCUAAUUCUUUGGAAACAUUUGAGGUUAUCAGUUUGUCAUUUAUUGGACCGCGGACCAUUAUCUCCUUGAACGCCCAUCUUGGCUCACUUACGAAAUUGGUAUUGACCAAUUUGUCCAUCGAAGCUAUUGCUCAACUUCCAACCCUUGGUCCACCUAAAGCUCUGACGCGACUGGUACUAACGGAUUCUCAACCUACCGCCCGCGAUGAUUCGUUCAAAGAGACUCUUACGGAUGUUGCUGGAUGGAUCAGUCAGUGUGAAAGCCUGCGCCAUUUGCAGCUUCGAGAUUUCAUGGGUAUGGAUGACAUGAGUCUUCUUGCAAAAGUACUCGUUGAUGACAGAAUACGUCUUGAAACACUGCAAAUGCGAUGCUAUUUCACAGAAAAUAACGAGGAAUUCCAUCACGCAUUAUCACUCCAGGCGGAGUCCCUGCAAUCUCUGAUCCUUCAACGAAAGCGUCAUGCCGUUGUGCAAAACGAGGCAAGCCUGCUACGAGCAAUCUGCAAAUUGACCGAACUUCGCGAGCUGGAUCUCAAAGAAGUCUCUGAUUACUAUACAGCAGGUCAUGUCAUGACCAUGAUGCCUUAUCUGACGAAAUUGGAGCGGUUCUCAGUCAAUGGAUUAGGCUUCGAUGAUGACCUCUGGCCGUCUUUCCUUACAUUGAAAAGCCUUCGCUUCCUUGCAAUUCAUGCUUAUAGUGAAUUUACCGCGGAGGGAAUUCUCGACUUUGUCUCUCAGCUCGGUCCGAACAACAGAGGUUUUCAUUUGAUUAUCACGAGUGCAGUGGCCGACAGUGUCAUCCCUCUUGAUGCGCAAAACGUCAUUAGUGAUGCCCUUGCGCAGAAUGUAGGAGGAGCUUUUGAUUAUGAGGUUAUAAUAGAAUCGGAUUCUGAGGACAGUUUUGUAUCCGAUUAG